AUGUCCUCCAAGCGCGGCCGCAAGCGCAACGACAACCUGCCCCCUAAUCGCGCACGGGACGUUCAGAGAGCGUUCCGAGCUAGACGAGCUGCACACCUCGAGGCCCUCGAAAAUAGAGUUGCAGAACUCGAAGAGGAGAACAACACGCUUCGCGCCGCCCUCAGCCUCCCUCCUGCCAAUCGCCCUCCUCUCGGCAAGGGCCCGACCGGCAAAGACAAGCCCAAGGCUUCUGGGUCGAAAUCUGCCACGGCUUCAGGCCUCCUAUCCUCCCCCGCUUCCGGCGCCCCCAUGCCUCCUCUAAGUCGCACCGAGUCGCCAUUAUCGACCGGUUCUGCAAGC
Molecule: messenger RNA, 339 nt
Organism: Dichomitus squalens LYAD-421 SS1
Lineage: Eukaryota; Fungi; Basidiomycota; Agaricomycetes; Polyporales; Polyporaceae
Exons: 2
Biological process (GO): regulation of DNA-templated transcription
Molecular function (GO): DNA-binding transcription factor activity
Source: RefSeq, a predicted model, not a curated record